Darwinula stevensoni is the source of this 2831-nucleotide messenger RNA. The record is from the annotation of a GenBank genome assembly. Lineage: Eukaryota; Metazoa; Arthropoda; Ostracoda; Podocopida; Darwinulidae.
AAGGGAGACUCAGAGGGCAUUCCGAACCCGGAUUCCUCGUAUUCUAUGAAGAACAGGUGACUGGGAUGUCAUUCAAGGAUCUCAUCCUGUUCGAUGAUAAUCAAUGCUACUAUACCUCUUGGUCUCUUGUGGUAGCUAUGGCCCAACGAUCUCUCCAUGUCAUCACCACUAAUCCACUGCCUUCCAGUCACUGGGAAGAAAUUGCGCAGCUUGGACUUAUUACUUCCUGCUCGCUCAGAACACCCGGUCUUACAUCUUUGGAUGUUUCUGAGGAUCCUCCCGACAAGUCUCUUCAUGCGCAAAUUUCAUGGAACACUUUCUUAGAACAAGACUCUUUCCCUUCACCAGAUCACGAAAUGGAGGAGAAAAAAAUUGAGCUUCUCUUCGGACCGCGUCUUUCUGGGAAGACUACAUUUCUUGUGAACAGAUUGAAAAGGAAGUACGUACAUGAAAACGAGAAAAUUCUGAAGGUCAAGGAUAUGGCAUUCGAAGCUCGGAUUAUGUUCGUCGACUGCAGCAUAUGGAACAGGAAUGAAAAUUUGAAAAGCCUCUCUCUGGUGGCAAUGAAAGAGAGGAUUAAACGGACAGGGCUAGAAAACGUUGUUGGGGUCUUGGAUAUUCACGACCUGUUAGAGAAAUAUGAACUCUGGCGUCAUUCAUCUCUUUCUCCUCGAGUUAUUGAGAAACUUCUGGUGAAGAUGUUGGAGAAUGAGGAGGAGGAAGGUCGAAGACUCCAUAUCGCCUUCGACAAUGCUCCUGUCUAUCCGAUUGGAGAGCCUGGAGACACAGAAGGUUUGAGGGAAGAGUGGGAAUCCAUUCUUGGGUCUCUCUCCUCACGAUUUCCCAACUCCCUCGCUUCUCUCACCAUCGCCUUCCAGCCGUAUAUCCGAUAUGCAACAACCACCUUUGACGUGAAGGAAUUUUUUAUGGGUUUCCAAUCAUCCCCAGGGACAGAGGCACGGGUCGUGGUCCUAAGGGGUUGCCGUGAUGUGGGCUUCCCCCGCUUGCUUCACCACGUUCUCUCCCAUGAAUCCCCCAAGGAACUGAGGGUGAAGCCAGGGACCCUGAACACGAGACCCCAGCCCUCCUCUCUCGUGUUCGGUGAGAAACCAAUACUCAUCACUAGUCCUUCUGACGGACAUUACCAUGGAAAAUGGAAAUGCAUCGGUGGCCGUGGUCGAGGAUGCGUCGCUGUCACCGCUGCUGCUUACUUUCAUUCCCAAGAACUCGGGGACGUCGUGGUGCUAAUUUCGGAUGGAGAGAUCCGAGUGACUUUCACCGAAGCUCUCAGAUUGAUGAAAAUAGCGAGUGGUGUAAAUCAGGGUGAAGUGCCACGUAUCUACCAUCCGAAGGAAUAUCGAGGGUGUGAGAGUUCACAGGUGAUGUGCGUGGGGAUUGAGGACUCCUGGGUGGUGGAGGGGAUCUCCAGAGCCAUUCGGACCCUCUUCAUCGUCGACGGGGGAACUUCCUCCGUAGCACAAAGCCGGAUGCGACUCUGGAUGGAGAUGGACCGGAGAGGACUCCUCCAUCGUACUCAAUCAUCCUUCCAUGCACUCGUCUCCCUUUCCUCUAAUGACUGGAUAGAAUUGGAUCAAAUAAGCCACUUCCUAAAAGACCCUUCGAGAUCUAAGAAGGAGGAAGAUGCGAGGAGAGUGGUUUGUCCGUCAGCAGGUUUGCAGAGGAUUUUCGCCAUGGCAAGAGGUCAAGACCUGAGAGCUGGGAUGUGGGAAGUUCAUCCCUCCCAGACUCUGUGGGUCAACAGUCCCGGUGGUAUUGGGGACGUAUACCUGGCUCACUCUGGCAGACUCAUCCACGGGACAGGGGGAGAGGUGCGCAUACUCCAUCUAGAGGAGAAGGAUCCCCGUGAGGCCCCCUAUAGAUGGGACGAGGUUCUUCGCAACCCCCUUCAAUUCAUCAGAAGCACCACCGGAUGUAUCAUUCAGAACUCCCUCUUCCUCUUGGGGAUGAUAUUGGAUCCUCACACCAUCCUUGUCUUGGGUGGUCAGGAUUUCGAAGCAGAGAAACAAGUCUCCAGCUGCGAGUACUUGGACGUGAGAACAGGACAGUGGUCUUCGUUUCAAGACAUUCCCCUUCCUCUCUCAGGUCUUGCAGCUACCGUCUAUCAUGAUCAACUUUAUAUCUCGGGUGGAUGGGAUGGGAUGGAGUCUAGGAGGGAGGUGUGGAGGUGCAGGGUGAAAGGAGGGCAAUGGGAAGAACUCCCCUGUUUAAAUAACCCAAGAGGUCAUCACGGGAUGAUGGGAAACGGCAAAGGGGGGCUCUCUGUUAUCGGUGGAUUAUUUCAAAGGGGUUCACAAUAUGAAGAAGUUCUUGAGACGGAGACGUUUACCCUUGAUGUAAGAGGAGGAUGGGUGAAUCAGGGGACAUUUCCCUUCGACAAAAUAUGGAAGGCGACGGAUAUGAACGUUCCAAUAUCUGGCUUCAAGCGCGGGAGCAGUUGUGAAGAGUUCGUUCUCUCUGUAUCCGAAGAUGUAAAGACGUCGCACACAUAUAAAGAGAAGUCAGUCGAUGGGUUUCGGUCUUAUUCGCCGACAAGUUCAGGGCCGCUGUCGGAGCUUGAGGAGGAGGUCUCCGACAGAUGUCGGUGUUGCUUUCUAUGGGGGAGGUCGUUCGUCGUUGUCUCCCUCAGGGUCUCGGAGGUCAUUGAUCCUAUGAGGGGGGGGAAGGGAAAAGGGAUGACGCUUCCUAAGGCUCUGAGUUUGCUGGGGACUAAGUCCGCUGGUCAGCUCGAGAUUUGGGAGGCGGGUAAGGGCUCUCAGCCGAUGGUCGCAAAGGACGGGAUCGGGAUAGUCGAUACGGCCGCUCGCCGUGCU